UCAAUACUUCUGGACAGAUGACAAGGGUAAGAAGAGCAAGAACACUGCGCCCCAGUACGUGGACUACGUCAUGACUCACAUACAGAAGCUCAUCAACGACGAGUCCGUGUUCCCCACCAAGUUUGGCCACACAUUCCCGGCCGACCUGGACGUGACGGUCAAGCGCAUCCACCGGUACCUGUUCCACGUACUGGCUCACCUGUACCACGCCCACUACCCCCUGCUGCGACAGCUGGGCCUGCACGCCCACCUCAACACGCUCUUCACCCACUUCAUGGUGUUCACCUCCAAAUUUGACCUAGUCCAGGACAAGGAGUCGGAUCUCCUCCUUCACCUCUUCUCGCUCCUCCUCAAAAACUUGGCCGACCCCAGCCAGAACCCCAAGCUGAGGGAGGGUCUGGGUUUGGGCCCGCCUGAGGAUUCCGAGAAGAAAUCUGCGCCGGCCUCCUCCACUGCCCAGGAUGCGCCUGGACAAGAGACCAAUAUGGACACGUCCGGUGACUCGCGUAUACCCUUGUCUAUGGAGUUAUCCUGCGACGUCAGCUCUCCCUCCUCUCUCCCCUCCACCCAGAUCCCCAACAAUGCUACCGCAACGACGAACAAGUCGACGACGCCCUCUUCCUCCUCCUCCCCUCCCUGCCACGGCACGGCGACGGAAGGACGCAUCAGUAACGGAGGUACAAGCCUCCCUCCCUCUCACCCAGUCUGUGAUAACACCAACGACCUGGUUCCGGCCAAAGACGCUGCCGCUAAAGACAGUUCCCACAGGCAGACUGACCCCGGGUCACUCUAUUCCUCCAAUGGACUUCAGAAGAACCCCCCUUCCUCCUCCUCCCCUCCUCCCGGCAACAACACAACCUCCUUCAUCUCCUCCUCCCCUUCGGUGGUUGACACAGAGCCCACGUCCUCCUCUCCCUCAGAGUGGCUGGCUAACCUGCAGGUCUCCGCUACUUGAUGAUCCCCCCAGGCGCCUUUAUGGCCUAGACCUUUGUAGGGUGCGCACACAGUGCCAUGUGUCCAGGUCAAAACCCGUUUGAUGGUGUCAUGCCACUGUGGUGUGUCAUGAUGCGAUUGACGUUGUGUCAUGCCGCUGUAUGUGUUAUGAUGUGACUUAAAGUCAUGAAGCCAAUCUGCUUUAUGCCACUUUGAGUCUCGUGACUAUGUACCAUGAUGUGACUAUGUGUCGUGCCACCUUGUGCGUCCUGAUGCAACUUUGCGUCAUGCUAGUUUUGGAAUUCGUUGACGAUAGCCUCAAGUUCUCUGCAGGGUUUGGUUGGUUUUUUUUACGUCAACUGACAUGAGAGUGUCGCUGCAAGAAUCUUUUGACUCGGGCAUUCUGGCAUUGUGUACACGCCCUACCGACCCCCACACCCGUGUGACCCCUGAACCCCCCCGGCGGUCAGUCUGGGGGGUAGGGUCUGCUGCAUACUCGAUCUUUCAAUUAAGUUUUCCCAUGUCAUGUUUUCAUUGAAAUAACUCGGGCAAAAGUAAAGAAUAGCACCCUUUAGUGCCCACUCCAUCCCGCUCCUGCCUCCUCCUCC
Molecule: messenger RNA, 1541 nt
Organism: Aplysia californica (California sea hare)
Lineage: Eukaryota; Metazoa; Mollusca; Gastropoda; Aplysiida; Aplysiidae
Product: MOB kinase activator-like 2
Biological process (GO): signal transduction; positive regulation of protein phosphorylation
Cellular component (GO): nucleus; cytoplasm
Molecular function (GO): protein kinase activator activity
Source: RefSeq, a predicted model, not a curated record